AUGUCGCUACCUGGCCUCAACUUCUCAACAACUGAGACAAACACUACAGAAUCCACUCAUACCAUCGACCUCAAACCAGAGACGGAAUGGAGAUACGAAGUGGCCAUCGGGGGAACCUUACAUGUCACGCUGAAAUCUGGAACCGCUGAAAUCUUCGGUACAGAGCUGCCACCUAACAAGGAGCUCAGUAUCCAAGGAAAAGGAAGCAUUUACACAUGGCAGGGCUGCCAGUUCGUAUACACGGCAAUUGCAGGACCCAAGGGAUUGAUGUCUGAUUACACAACCGAAGACACUCCCCACAUGACCAUGGCUAUCAACCUGCACUUUGCUCUGGAGAAGAUGCGGAAUGAGGCUGAACAGAAGCCCAAGGACGUUGCUGGACCUAGAGUUCUCAUUGCUGGACCCCCCAACUCGGGCAAAACCUCCCUGGCUAAGAUUUUGUUAGCCUAUGCUACAAAAUGUGAUCGAAAGCCCAUAUAUAUUUCUUUGGAUCCUACUUCGGUGAACCUGGGACCUCCUGGAGGAGUGCAUGCUGUCCAAAUUACAGAUCUGCUAGAUGUGGAAACAUAUGGAGGAUUCGGAUCAUCGGAAAUUUCAGGCCCUCAGAAACUACAGCCUCUUAUUUUGCUCUCCAAGUACUUUGGACUUGAGAAGACUACGGAUAACUUCAAGCUCUUCAAGCGGUCUGUGGCUCAGCUAGCAGUUCCCGUCCUGUCCAAACUUGCACACGACGUUGAGGCGCAAAAGUCUGGUCUCAUCAUCGACACUCCUCGAGUACCCGGCAACCAAAACAAAACAAUCGAAGUUAACCUGCUAACGGACGUGGUGAGCGACUUUGGAGUCAACGUCAUUGUCGUUAUUGGCAACGAUCGACUUUAUGCAGACCUCAUGAAGAAAUACCCAGUGGGAGCCUCCGGUCCCACAGUAGUUAAGGUACCAGCAUUUGCUUGCAUGGAUGACGAUGAGAGCUACAACCGAGAUGCCCAGCAACAGGAAAUUCAGCAGUAUUUUUAUGGAGAUGCUAAAGAUAUGAAACUUGGUCCACGAAUCGUCACUGUCGAUUUCUCUACUCUCCACGUUUACAAGAUCAAGCCUUCCACACAGUUUGACGAUGACAAGGCGGAUAUGCUGGAGAGGGUCGCAGAGGCCAACAUUCUACCAAACACAGUACUGACGGUCAUGCACGCUGUUCCUGGCUCGUCCGAAAAAGAGAUUCUCGACUCAGAGGUCCAAGGUUACCUUCACGUGACGGAGGUGGACGAGGAGAAGAACAAGGUGAAGAUUCUGACUCCUGUUCCUGGACGACUACCCUCCCAGGUCAUGCUUCUUGGUGAUACACGAUACCAUGAGUAA
Molecule: messenger RNA, 1353 nt
Organism: Yarrowia lipolytica CLIB122
Lineage: Eukaryota; Fungi; Ascomycota; Dipodascomycetes; Dipodascales
Biological process (GO): tRNA splicing, via endonucleolytic cleavage and ligation
Cellular component (GO): nucleus; mRNA cleavage factor complex
Molecular function (GO): polynucleotide 5'-hydroxyl-kinase activity
Source: RefSeq, a predicted model, not a curated record